GGGGGAAAGAAUAUGAAUAAAAUAAGUAGCAAACUACAUACCAAAUUCAUAUACCCCUUUGAUGGGGAUAAAAAAAAAAGAAAACAACUAACCAAGCUCUGGAAAACCAUGGAAUCAAAUCUUCCCUCAGCGCCCCCUUCAUCACCAUACAAAAGCGCGCCAAUAGAAUAUCUCCCCACAGAGAUCAAAAUCGAGAUAUUAAGUCAGCUCCCCGAUCUCGCGUCGCUCCGCGAUUUGGUCAAGGCAUCUCCCCAUUUCCACAGCGUCUACCUGUUUGACCGUAGGCGAAUUUUACGCCAUUUACUAGCUCGGACGACGCCGCGGCCCAUUUUCCUCGAGGUGCUUUCACUAGCGGCAUUGCGUCGGGCGGCUGAUUGUGAUUCUCUGCCGCUGAAGGACGAGGUGGAGAUCCUGGGUCUCGCCAAGGGGUUUCUGAAUACAUAUGAUGAGUUACGUGGGUUGUCGCAGGAGUUUGUUGAGAAUGUUCGUGAGACGACGCAAAAGGUCGGUGCAGAUGUGGAAGUUGAGGAAAAGGAGGAAGUAGAGAAAAGGAGCAUUAAUGGGGUGACCUUCACAUAUUCAAAGGGUGACGGGUUAUCAGCUCAGUUCGCCGCGUUGUUGUUGGAUGAACUUCUCGCCGUCGUUCGACAACACUUUAUUGUACGCGCGAUGACAGAAGACAUUGUGCGUUCUUGUCUGAGACUCAACCCUUUUACGGGAAAAAGGCAUCGUGGUAAGAGCAAUGACCAUGAGAGCGGCAGCGGUGGUGGUAGCGAUGAUGGGAUCCUCCCACUCUCCAGAAGCGAAACAUGCCGCAUUUACCGUGCUUUGUACCGCUUAGAAUUACUGGCAGUCAUGCACACGCGCUGGGGGGUGCGCUAUCCAAACCAUCACAUCGCAUUCCUCAACUUCUUAUCGCCGUGGGAGAUAGAAGAGAUCCACUGUAUCAGGAAUUACAUGUACCAAAUAUUCCUCACGAGCAGUUCGGAAACGAGCGCCUCUUCCAAUAACAGCGUACUCGAUUGUCAGGUACGAGUGAUAAAUAGUAAUAAAGCCAGAUGUGAAAGGAGAGGAAGAGCCAGUGGCGUUGGUAUUGGCAUUGGCGGACCAGACGUGGACGACGAUGUCUAUUUUGACCUCGCUGUCGACGACCAGCGAGAACAAUACCUGGCUCGCGGUCUCGAAUUUCUCUGGCGAUGGUUCCAAGCAUCUGAUCAGUAUGAAUCCAGCCCAGUUACGAAGCACAUCACAAGCACAGACGUAAACAACAGUCUAAUGGACCCGUCGCAACACCGUAAGAUUAAUCCCAGCAUCUCCGCAAUCGAGAGUAACCCAACAAGUGCUUCAUUUUUCCUAACUCGGGCCCUGAAUCCGAAUAUUGUGGGGGUUUUCCGCCCUGUCAGAGCGUCAGAGACGUUUACCUCCGAUGCAGAUUGGUCAAGGCCGAAUUUGGGCUGGGCGUGGUUGCACAAGAAGAACUCGAAGUAUUUGUGCCAGAUGCAUAAUUGCUAUAAUAGGAAAUGGGGAUACGUGUUUUGGGACCAGAAGAGGUUGACGCAGAUGGGGAUGACGGAGGAGAUGAGAAUGGAGUAUGCGCCGUUUGUUGAUUGAUAAUUUGCUGGUGAGAGUUAACUUGAAGUAGCUAAUUUGCUGACCCAUUGUUUUUCUGGCGUUGGGCGGUGGGCGUGCAGGGCUUUGUUCUUCUGGUGAGUCAGUUGGGAAGGAAUAUAUCUGUCUAUAUAUAUAUAUGAACAAGCGUGGGUCGGUAGUAAUAUCUAAUGUUUAGAUUCAUUUUUCAAAAGAUGCCAGUUUUCUGGUUCGAAUGUAGGCUUUUCCAUCACAGCGUUUCCAUCUCGGAGUAGGAAGCAUUAGCAGCGAUUAGCAAAGAUGCUUAGUGCUACCCAUAGCUAUAU
Messenger RNA from Blastomyces dermatitidis ER-3, 1913 nucleotides. RefSeq lists its product as uncharacterized. The coding region runs from base 13 to 1611 and encodes 532 amino acids. The record is from RefSeq and is a predicted model, not a curated record. The transcript is spliced from 2 exons. Lineage: Eukaryota; Fungi; Ascomycota; Eurotiomycetes; Onygenales; Ajellomycetaceae.